AUGAAGGGGAAGCUCAUCUCUGGUCUAGUCAUUUUCUUCAUUUUUUACCUUGCCAUCCAUCUCAAGGACUUUCACACAAUAUCCUUUGAGUUAGUCGAUACAAUAUCCUUUGUACCGUUACUCCCUAAUGUUCAUGUGCUCCUCAGUGUCAUCACCGUACCUAAUGCCUACGAGCGGCGUAGCAUAGUCCGCAAUGCCUACCUUCUCCAACACUCGAACAUCAACGAAGGUAAUUCCGUCGAUGUUCGAUUUGUAUUUUGCAAUUUGAGCACAGAGGAGGAGCGGGUGCUAGUGGCGAUGGAAAUUAUGGUGUUCAACGAUAUCAUCAUCCUCAAUUGCACCGAGAACAUGAACGAGGGAAAGAUGUACACCUAUUUCUCUAGCCUUCCCUCUAUGUUUGGCAAGGGUAAGUACGACUACGUGGUGAAGACCGACGAUGACACUUACUUUCGACUCGAUAACUUGAUCCAAACACUCAUCAAAGCACCCAAGGAAGAGGUGUACUUAGGACUUUUAGUCCCACAUGUGGAAACGGUCGAGUUCAUGUCGGGAAUGGGCUAUAUAUUAUCGUGGGACAUGGUGGAAUGGAUCUCGAGGUCAGAGAUGGUUCGGAACCACACGGCUGGACCCGAGGACGUCGUCACGGCCAAGUGGCUCGAGGCCGGUGGACGGGGAAAAAACAAGAUCGACGUGAAGCCGAGAAUGUACGACUUUCCGGAGGAGCCAUUUGAAUGGUUUCGCCACGACUUCAUUCCCGAUACCCUGGCGGUGCACAAGCUCAAGGACGCAACUCGCUGGGCCAAAACGCUGCGCUACUUCAACGUCACUAACGGCCUCGUUAAGCCUUCUAAAUACCCCCUAUAGAUAUUUAAUUACACCUUUAAUUUGAGCAUUCUAUUCUAUUGAGAAGAAUUCAAAUUAUCACCUUU
This is a messenger RNA of Zingiber officinale, 929 nucleotides long. Its product is annotated as beta-1,3-galactosyltransferase pvg3-like. Gene Ontology annotation, molecular function: hexosyltransferase activity. The transcript has 2 exons. The record is from RefSeq and is a predicted model, not a curated record. Bases 1 to 864 code for a protein of 287 amino acids. Lineage: Eukaryota; Viridiplantae; Streptophyta; Magnoliopsida; Zingiberales; Zingiberaceae. Gene Ontology annotation, cellular component: Golgi membrane.